ACUGGCUUCCAGAAGAAACGUCUCCUGCACCUUUACCUAAUCACAAGUCGGAAGCGGCUCAUCCUGCGCGUCCUACCAGCGACCUGUCUGCUGAAGAAAUGGGGAACAGCAAACUGUCAGCGCUCCUUUCACUUAUCGGUGUCAUGCUGAUCUGGCCAUAUGUACUCACCAAGAGUGUCUCACCCAGAGUGCAGACUGCAGACAGCGCCUCUCUCCCUGCAGGGCAGGGAGAAAAGCGCCCACAUGCGGUUAAGCGAUCGACGCAGAACUGCGACAGCUCCUAUGACAACUACUGUUUGAACGACGGCCAGUGCAUGCUGCUUCUGGACAUCAAUGAACACCACUGCAAGUGUGAGAGGGGCUUCAUUGGCCCCAGGUGUGACACACCGGAACUCGUUUUUCAGCCAAUGGGUGAAGGGCAAAUAAUUGUCAUAGUUUUCUGCGUGAGUCUGCUGAUUAUAGGAUUGGCUGGAGCUCUGUACUUGUGCUGCAAAUGGUAUAAGAAGAACAGAUUUCCUCGUCAGCCGAAGCGGCAGGGUUACACGGGAGUCCAGAUGGCUUAGUGUCUCACACAAUCUUAUGGCAUCCUCUGCUGGAAAAGGCAAAUCGGGAUUGCCCCAGUUUCAACAUACCACGAUCCUCCUGGCAAGCUUACGCUCAGUGGCUGGUUUACUGAAUUGUUCCUACUUCCGUUAUGCUGUACGUCACACGGCUUUAUCGAGCGGGCAGAUCAUCACAAAGAGAUUAAAAUGGUCAGCUUUGUGUGCGGUGGGAUUGUUUUCCAACUGCACCUGUUACACUCAGUUUGAAAAGAUGAAUAGUCAGACGCACAAAAACAGUUUCUAUGGGUGACACCGCCCACACGAUACUGAAAAUUAAUGGAAAAUGAACAAUUGUGAAGCUGCAACUAUUGUAUUUUGCUGCAAGGAGAAAUGUAGUUCUGCACUGGCUGACAAUAACCACCAGAACUGAUCAUAAUCAUUAUGAUGCUGUGACUUCCUCACUUUGGACCCUCUGUUUUUAUGAGGCCUAAAUAUAGAAUCUCAAAAGCUUUUCUGUGGUUCAGUGAGGCUGCGAUAUCUUUUCAAUCAACCUUCAAGAUCCAAAAAUAGAACUAGUUGAAAAUGUUUUGUUCGUCUAACAGUCCAGUCUACUCCUACUACUACUUAAUGUCCUAAAAUACAGAUUAGCACUGUUUACACUGUGGUUUGAAUGUUGUUUUUAAUUUAUGUUUAGCUCAUCUGCCUGCUCUAGCUUUUAUUUAUUGUUGCCUUUUUGCACUUGCAAGCGUGAUGAUGUUACUUUAAACCGGCCGCUGGGUGUAAAGUUUUGCCCUUUAACAGUUGAAGCUUUUCCUCAUUCUGAUAAUUUAAAGUAGUAACGUUUAUAUUCUGUGGAAUCUUUGUCUGUGUUUGAAGCUCUGUUACAAAGUAUGAAUGCAAUUCGAUUUUUCUUUUUUUACUCUCGCAUGUUUCAGUCAUUCUUCGGGUGAUAAGGCUGCAGCUGCGAGUCUUCAAAUUCUUCUCAAGCCUUCAUGCAGUUUUCACAUUUUUCUUCCAUGUGAUCAACAUCUCUCUUUAAUAUAUAUUAAUUUUUUAAAUUUAUUUUGUGUUUUUUAUUGUUUUGUGCCUUCAUAUUUUAGCAACACAUGUAGAAACGACUUUUUGCUGCACACUUUGCAUAAUAUUUUUUGCUUGGGCAGUUAUAUCUGCACAUGAACCGGGAAAACAUGUUCAAUCAAAUACAAAUUAAAUAUAUUG
Archocentrus centrarchus (flier cichlid) is the source of this 1760-nucleotide messenger RNA. Its product is annotated as proepiregulin-like. Gene Ontology annotation, biological process: positive regulation of mitotic nuclear division; epidermal growth factor receptor signaling pathway; positive regulation of cell population proliferation. Gene Ontology annotation, molecular function: epidermal growth factor receptor binding; growth factor activity. Bases 99 to 563 code for a protein of 154 amino acids. The transcript has 5 exons. Lineage: Eukaryota; Metazoa; Chordata; Actinopteri; Cichliformes; Cichlidae. The record is from RefSeq and is a predicted model, not a curated record.